AUGAAACCAGCGUUAGUGUUUUAAGCGUAUUCCAGAUACUUCAUGUAAAAAAAUUUCAUCUUUUCCAUUUACCUGUACAUCAAGCCCUCGAUGAAAGAAACUUCGAAAACCGUUUAAAUUUUUGUUAAAUAUACGUCAAUAUGAAAAUGAUGAAAUAUUUUUUACAAAAAUAUUAUUUACCUAUGAAGCAUCUUUUACAAAUCACGAUCAAUUAAACCUGAGAAAUAUGCAUUAUUGAUUGAGAAUCCACGAUGGUUUAGACAGAUUGAUAGGCAGAAGCCAUCUAAAUGUUUGGUACAGAAUUGUAAAAUCUCGCUCAACACAAGUUUCACAAUAAUUGAAAAAAAAUCUAAGUCAUUUGGAAGUUAUAUCAUAAACAUAUCUGUAUUUUUUCAUGAGCUACGAGAUGGAAUAGAAAAAAAUACAUUUCUUACAUAA
Messenger RNA from Heterotrigona itama, 438 nucleotides. NCBI's taxonomy places the organism in Eukaryota, Metazoa, Arthropoda, Insecta, Hymenoptera, Apidae. The record is from the annotation of a GenBank genome assembly.